AUGGCAGCUAACCCGUCGCAUCUGCUAAUCUCCCGCAAUCCCCGCUCCCCCGCUCAUCCCCAGUUAGCCUCAACGCUGACCACCUCGCCGUACCUCUUCCCUUUCCCAACGGACGACUCGACCCUUCCCCAUGUGUCCGGCGGCGAGCGAAAUGCCCCGCGGCACACCCGUUCGCAGUCGACCCCCGCGUUCGAUCUUGAUCUUGAGGAUGACACGGAGCCACUCGAGAUCCACCCAACGUUUCGCAGGGACGCUGAGUUCCCCGGCCGCGUUCUCGUGAUCGUCGGCGGGUACGAGUUCUGGUGUCAUAAGGAGGUUCUCUGGUUUGCAAGCCCGUUUUUCAACGCUCUUCUCAAGGGACCGUGGACGGAAACGGGUGGCAAAGGACACCAAGCACACGGGCACGGGCGCAGCGAUUCCCACCAUUCACAUCGCUCCCACCACUCCCACACCCGCUCACACUCCCACUCGCUCAUUCCCAGCAGCUCGUCACAUGUGCCGAGCUCAACACCACCGGAUCCCGAGCCGGCUGCUGAGCAGGACCACGAUGUCGCCGCCCCGGACACGGAUACGCUUUCUCUUCCCGGGAAGGACGACGAGCAGAAGGGCAGCGUCUACCUCGACGCGCAAGACGGACCGAGCGUGGCCGAGAUCCUGGCCGAGCUGCGCAACCUACCCGAGCCACCAACAGCCAGCGAGGGCGGCGCCAGCGCUGCGAACCGGCUAAGCAUGUUCGGGGCGAACCCAGCGCCGCCGCACCCUGCGACACAACAGCCUUUUCAGUUGCCCGAAGCAGAUGAGAGGAAGAAGGCCGCCUCGCCGUUGUCGUCGCUCUCGUCUAGUGGCGUGCUCAAGCCGAAACCGAAGCGCGCAAGCACGCAGAGCGGUUCGAUCAGCACUCCGGUGCGGCCGUGUAGUGCACCGGCUGGGGAGCGGCAUCGGGAUGCGGACUGCGUCGUCGAAUUGAAGGAGGAGUCGCCCGAGGCGUUUCAGGACUUCUUGUACUGGGCCUACCCGCAUCUGGACUGCAAGGCAACAUGGACGAAUGUCGAGGGGUUUCUCAUGACACACGCCUCUGGACGGCCCGUCAUGGCCAUAGCGCUCGCCGAGCAGCAUGGCAAUGCAGAGCUGUAUAGGGAGGCGAGCCGGUUCCUCCUCGACCAGCCGACGUGGGACCCGGAGGAGUUCGAGAGCCUCAGCGAGACGACGCAGUUGAAGCUGAGCAAGCGACGGACGUGGUUCCUGGAACGUCUGCUGAAACUCGGCACGAUCGACGUGAAGAAGGAGUACACCUGCGCCGGAUUGCCCCGAUCCGAGCAAGUGCCAAAUGCAGCUCGACGAGAAGUGGAGACAAGCAUACUUGGCGGUGUCGCGGUAUGGUCCGCCGCAGGCGAGCGUCGCCUUCCGCUGUCUACGACAGCUGGAGACCUUUCCCACCAACCCCAGCCUGGUCAUGCCGCACCCGCUGUGUCAGACGAGUGCGAAGAGCUGGGUCAGCACGCCUAUGCUUACGGGAUAGAGCUGACAGCAGUCUUCGACCGCAUGUUCCAGCCCAAGGUAGCGUUCGGGCUCGUCACGCCGGGCACUGAGAAGGUGAGCUGUUGGUUGCGCUUUUCAGCUGACGACAGUACUGGCUUCACAUCACUCUCAACUAACAUCACCUUGGACGGGCUGCGAUCGAGCGAGCCUUAG
This is a messenger RNA of Trichosporon asahii var. asahii CBS 2479, 1692 nucleotides long. RefSeq lists its product as uncharacterized. Lineage: Eukaryota; Fungi; Basidiomycota; Tremellomycetes; Trichosporonales; Trichosporonaceae. The record is from RefSeq and is a predicted model, not a curated record. The transcript is spliced from 8 exons. The coding region runs from base 1 to 1692 and encodes 563 amino acids.